This is a messenger RNA of Oryza brachyantha (malo sina), 1166 nucleotides long. RefSeq lists its product as uncharacterized. The record is from RefSeq and is a predicted model, not a curated record. The transcript has a single exon. Bases 134 to 1045 code for a protein of 303 amino acids. Lineage: Eukaryota; Viridiplantae; Streptophyta; Magnoliopsida; Poales; Poaceae.
GCCAUCAACGCAACCAACGUCCUCUCUCGCUGCGCACCGCCACCUUUUAAACUACCUUGCGAUCGAUCAUGUCGCGAGCACCGCAAGAAAGGUAGGAUCCACGUACCAAGCGAUCGAUCAGCCGGAGCCGGCCAUGGGCGGCACGCCGCGGAGCAGCAUCGGCCACAUCCUGCCCGGCGCCGGCUUCGUCGCCGUCGGGCUGUGGCACCUGUUCAACCACAUGAAGCUCUUCGCCCUGCGCCCGGACGCCUACGUCGCGCCGGUGUGGUUCCCCGUGCCCCGCGCGCGCUACCUGGAGCUCGCCCUCAUCAUCGCCGGCAGCGCCGCGGAGUUCGCCAUGGAGAUGUUCGUCGACCACUCGACGCUCCUGCCGUUCGCCGCCGACGGGUCCAUCCCCUCCGACCGCCUCCACAACCACGAGCACGCCAUCAUCUGCCUGGCGCUCGUCGUCUACGCGGGCGCCGCCGUCCACCUCGACCGCGUCCGCGCCCCGGCCCGCGCCGCGCUCUGCCUCCUCCUCGUGGCGGCCGUCUUCGCGCAGGAGCUGCUCGUCUUCCACUUCCACUCCACCAACCACGCCGGCGUCGAGGGGCAGUUCCACUGGCUCCUGCAGCUCGUCGUCGCCGCCUGCCUCGCCACGGCGCUCCUGGGCAUCGGCUUCCCCCGGAGCUUCGCCGUCAGCCUGGCCAGGUCGGCCUGCAUCACGUUCCACGGGCUGUGGCUCAUCGUCAUCGGCGCCAUGGUGUGGGUGCCGAGCCUCGUGCCCAAGGGAUGCUCGCCGGUGCGCGAGGACGGCCGCGACACCGUGCGGUGCCACAGCAAGGAGAGCCUGCACCGCGCCCUGGCGCUCGCCAACCUGCAGUUCGGGUGGUACCUCUCCUUCAUGACGGUGUUCGUCGUCGCGCUCUACCUCUACGUGUGCAACAGGUACCCCGCCGCCGGGGAGGCGGCGGCGGCGGCGUACGCGCCGCUGCAGACAGCCGGCGACGAACACGACGAAGACAUGGACGCGCGCAAGGGCGGGGUUCUGGAGAUAGAGGUUUGAAACCUUCGUCAUGAAUGGGCAAAGGGUAGCACAGGGUUUUUCUACAAAACAAUUUUAUCACUCUUAAAAAAGUAGUAUUGUUUUUUAUAUAAAAUUGGUGUCUCAUGGUAUCUUAGAUACU